Molecule: messenger RNA, 930 nt
Organism: Saccharomyces eubayanus
Lineage: Eukaryota; Fungi; Ascomycota; Saccharomycetes; Saccharomycetales; Saccharomycetaceae
Product: putative short-chain dehydrogenase/reductase
Exons: 1
Coding region: 1-930 (309 amino acids)
Source: RefSeq, a predicted model, not a curated record
AUGUUUUGGAAAAAGGAUCCAAGCGUUACUUGGGAAAGAAAAAAUAUCAACAACAUUGACUUUAGCUAUCUGAAUGUAGCAAUAAUUGGCGGUACUGGUGGAAUUGGACGCGCCAUAAGUAGAGAGUUGGCGCAACGGGAUGCCAAGGUUACCGUCGUCGGGCAAACGUUCAAGGACGAAGACUUGGCUGACAAGAUUAAGUUUGUCAAGGCUGACUUGAGCUUAGUAUCAGAAUGUAAGCGUAUCUCUCACAGCGAUGAGAUUCCUUACGAGAAGCUGACACAUUUGAUUUUCACUACUGGUAUCAUUGCCUCACGCCAAAGACAAGCUACAAGUGAGGGAUUAGAGAAGGACAUGGCGGUGAGUUAUUUGAGUAGAUAUAUUAUAUUCCAUGACGUUGCCAAGCGACUAGGCACCAAUAGAACGAAAAAAGAUGACUUGCCAAAAGUAUUCAUCGCCGGGUUCCCAGGCAAUGGCCAAUUGGGGGACCCAGAUGAUUUGAACUCUGAUGAGAAAAAUUACAGUGCCUAUGCCACACACACAAACACGGUAGCUGCCAAUGAAUGCUUGGUUCUCGACGCUAAGGACAGGUAUACGAACAUAGACACUUUUGGUUUGAACCCGGGCAUAAUCAAAACGAAUAUCCGCAGUAAUCUCCUUGGCAGCAACACCUACAUCGGCCGCAUUGCAGAAUGGAUCAUUAGUUGGACUUUCCAAAGUGCAGAGACGUAUGCCAAAAUGAUCUGUACUUUGAUUGUAAGCCCUGCCAUUGAAUCUCGCAGCGGGACAAUGUUCAGUAACAAGGGAGAUGCCAUUUUGCCCACGCCUGGUUUGACGAAAAAUGUUGUCGAGAAGUUCAUGGAAAAUUCAGAACUGUUGGUGGAAAAAGCUCUGCAGAAUCAAAGCCCUCCCACUUCCAGUAACGAAUGA